Messenger RNA from Lactuca saligna, 1725 nucleotides. The record is from the annotation of a GenBank genome assembly. Lineage: Eukaryota; Viridiplantae; Streptophyta; Magnoliopsida; Asterales; Asteraceae.
AUGGGGGACAUGGAGUUUGCUAAAGCUCAUAAUUUUUGUGGUUGUGCGGUGGCGGCCGCACACUUGCACAUUAAAAUGGGGGACAUGGAGUUUGCUAAAGCUCAUAAUUCUGCAAUUUUUCUCGAAGACCCUCCUGCAGUCCAUAAUGACUUGAAAUUCAUUGUGGAUGGCUUGAAGAAAUCCUGUUUGGUUCAUGCUCUAACUACAAGUCCUGCUAUCUACCAAAGUUUGAUUAAGGAAUUCUGGAGGAAUGCUGUUUUAAAGAAGAAUGGUCAGGGGGGAAAUUCGUUGAAGCAACAAUCGAAGACAAGAAAAUUCAAUAUUAGAGCAUAUGGGAUACGAGGGAACUUUUCCUCCUACAAUUCCUGGAUGUACUUGGCUCAUGUGUUCGUGAGCUGCAUUUCCGGCCGGAGAUCAGGAGCAAACGAGAUUUCUCUGGCCAACAUUGGUGCCAUUACAGCACUGGCGGCAGAGGAUGUUAGAAAAGAAUUAGAAGAACAAUCAAUGCCGAUGAAAAAUGAAGAUAUUUCUCACUCUCCCUCCAAGCCUGUAGUGGAGGAGAUUCAUGACUCUCCCACAGCUUAUGUAGCUGAUGAGCAUGAUAAUCAGAAAGCAAAUGAUUCAAAAUAUUCUCGAGAGGAUGAUGACGAUGAUCUUUAUGAAGAUGUGGAAUUUUUAAAAGAAAUCAACUUUAUAGGAAUCAAUGACGACAUUCCAACAAACAUAGAGUUUGACCUUGGUGAUGAAGAUUUUGAUCCUUUUCUUGAUAUUCCCAGCAUCCAUGUUAAUAAAGUUAAUGAAUUUGCUUCUUUAGCAACCAAGACUAGAGAUGAAAGAAAUGUUUUCAAGAUUGUAUUCUCUACUUCGAAGCCCUUGGAGAUCGCACCAAGCCAAGGAGAUGUGACAUCAGAGAUUCCUCCCUCUGUGCUACUUAUCUCAAUUUCUGCUCCAAUCAGUUCUGACUCAACUGAACCUCAGACUUCCAUAAAAACAAGCCAACCUCUUGUAAGUCUGAAGGUACCUGGUGUAAGAUGUGCUCCUCAAGUCCUUUCAACAAUCACUACUACCUCUGCUCACUCUCCUCCAAAGCAAACAGAUGAAGGUCCAAGUACCAUAUUUGAGACUGGUGGAUCCUCAUCCAUUCCAGAAUAUUCUCCAACUCGACCUUCUCUUGAUGAAGCUUCUAUUAGAUUAGUAAAACAUAUGGCUCUAUCUAGUAUUUCCUCCUCACGCGGAAAAGGAAUAUCAUUCAAGGAGGGUCGAACAUGUGAUGACAAAUCUUCUUCGCCUGAUCUUCGAGAGGAGAUUGGGAUUCUCCAUCAAGAGCUUAUCGAAAAAUCAAUUCAGAUGGAUCAGCUUUCUGCAUACAUCUUUGAGCUCAGGGCGAAGGAUGAAGAAAAGACCAAACAAAUCAAUGAUCUACAAACGAGUCUUAGAUCUGUUCUAGCUAAUUAUUUCAAUCUCAAGAACAUCUUCUACGAUGCUUUUGGUGAAAAAGUUAAAGCCCUCUUCCAACAGCCUCAUGGAGUAGUUGAUCCUCCCUCUGUUCAAUCACCACCUACAAUUGAUGAUCCACCUAUCAACCCACCUGUUCCGAGAACAACUAAAAUUGUCAACAGGUUUGAAAAAGAACCAGAAGGAAGCAGAGCCAAAAUCACAAUCAAACAGGGCAACAGAAUCGUAACUGCAAAUCAACAAGAAGAGUCACAAUUGACACUCCUCUAA